AAAACCGGUCAAGGUCAGUAAACAUGGCGGACAAAUUCAACUUUCGUUGUUGACAUACACGAAAAAUAACCGAUAUAUGGACUAUACUUGAUAUUUUUGGAUUAAUUUAUGCCAUAGACAUCUACAACGUUCGAGUUCAGGUGGUGGCUCCGACCAUCAGUAGCCUGGCCUGUCAGGAACAGCUUAUAGACGCCGCAAAGGGUGUGGCUCACUCUGUGGAGGGAAUCGUGGAGGCGGCCCAGCAGUCCUGCCACGAUGAUAAGCUUCUGGCCGACCUAGGCGCCGCAGCCACAGCGGUUACUCAGGCUCUUAACGACCUGCUACAGCACAUCAAGAAGGGGGCAGGACCCACCGCGGCUGGGGAAUCCCACGAGGAUGCAGUGGACACGAUCCUGACUGUGACAGACAGACUGUUCAGUAGUGUGGGCGACGCCCACGAGAUGGUGAGACAGGCCAGGCAGCUAGCUCAGGCGACUUCUUCAUUGGUUGGGGCCAUCAGGGGAGAAGCCGAGCGCCACUCUGACUCGGACAUGCAGAAGCGGCUACUGGCCGCCGCCAGACAACUCGCUGAUGCCACCGCGAACAUGGUGGAAGCUGCCAAGGGCUGUGCGUCGAGUCCGAACGACUCGGAGCAGCAGAAGAGACUACGAGGCGCUGCAGAGGAUCUCCGGGCUGCCACAAAUAUCGCCGCCAGCAACGCCCUCAAAAAGAAACUCAUCAGGAGGCUAGAGAACGCCGCUCGUCAUACCGCCUCAGCCACCACACAGCUGAUUAACGCCUCAAAGAACGCUAACAAAUCCAACACUAACAAAACCUCGGAACAUCAACUGACUCAACAAUGCCAGGUAAGCAGUGAUGGGGACAUCAUUCCAUAA
Magallana angulata is the source of this 875-nucleotide messenger RNA. RefSeq names its product talin-2-like. The transcript has 6 exons. Gene Ontology annotation, molecular function: integrin binding; actin binding. NCBI's taxonomy places the organism in Eukaryota, Metazoa, Mollusca, Bivalvia, Ostreida, Ostreidae. Gene Ontology annotation, biological process: cell-cell adhesion. Gene Ontology annotation, cellular component: focal adhesion; plasma membrane. The coding region runs from base 441 to 875 and encodes 144 amino acids. The record is from RefSeq and is a predicted model, not a curated record.